This is a messenger RNA of Corylus avellana, 1125 nucleotides long. Its product is annotated as B2 protein. The record is from RefSeq and is a predicted model, not a curated record. Lineage: Eukaryota; Viridiplantae; Streptophyta; Magnoliopsida; Fagales; Betulaceae. Gene Ontology annotation, biological process: response to endoplasmic reticulum stress.
CAUUCAUUUCUCUAGCUGCAAAAUCCUAUCUCUCUCUCUCUCUCUCCCUCUCUCUCUCUCUCUCAUAGACAUACACACACAAUGUCAAUGAUCAAUAAUACUAGCAUUGAGAGCAACACAAUUAAUGGGUGCUCUCUAUGGCAGUUGGGUACUGAAUUCCAGCUCCAUCAAGCAGUGGGCGGUAGGGAUGAUUACCAGAGAUGGAGGUCAGCAGCAUCAAGGGGGUUUGCAUAUGCAGAUGCAGAUGAUGAUGAUGCUCAAUGCAGAAGGUAUCAUUUUUCCGACAUGUCUCUCAAGUUAUCCGAGAUGAAAAUCCAGCAUCCUGAUAAGUGGUAUAAGACACUCCCCCCUGCUGAAAUGCUGCCUAGGAAUGAGGUCUUGGGAGGCUUCAUUUUUGUCUGCAACAAUGAGACCAUGCAGGAGGAUCUCCAUCGCCAACUCUUUGGGCUGCCCCAGAAAUAUAAGGACUCUGUUAGGGCAAUAACCCCUGGCCUGCCCCUUUUCCUUUAUAACUACACAGCCCACCAGCUACAUGGAGUUUUCCAGGCUGUGAGUUUUGGGGGGUCAAACAUAGAUCCAACAGCAUGGGAAGACAAGAAGUGCAAAGGAGAAUCAAGAUUCCCAGCACAGGUUAGAAUCCGAAUCAAGAAGAAAUGCAAACCUUUAGAAGAGGAUGCAUUUAGACCAAUCUUGCACCAUUAUGAUGGCCCAAAGUUCCGAUUGCAGCUCUCGGUGCCUGAGGCACUUGCAUUGUUAGACUUGUUUAAAGAGGAGGAGCUCUAGAAGGGUCUGUAGCACUCGAGCUAAUUGAAGAUCAAUACAAGUAGUGGGUGAAGGACUGCCACAUUGACUGGUUGUUGAACAAAAGUCAGAAAAUAAUGAAGAUCGCAGCAAACUCGAUCGACGGUGUUCGUCAUUCUGACGUGUAGAGUGGACAAUUUUACACGGUCAAGAUUAAGAAUAGCAUGAAGUUCGAUGUGUACGAUGAAAAAUAUAUAUGUGUACGAUGAAAAAUAUAUAUAUAUAUUUUUUUUUUUGGUGCAUUAGAUAUGUUAUAAUUAUGGGCGGCUACAAAAUCAAUGUCGUGAGUUACAAGAAAGUUUUUGUUGAUUAUGUAGAGUAAGA